AUGGUUGGCAAGCCGCCCCGCAGCAGCGGCGGCGUCAGCCUCCUGGACGAAGGCAGGGGGGAGCAGUCCGGGGACUGGCGGCAGUCCGCCGGGCGGCGGCGGUCGUCGGUGGGGUCUGCGGCACGGGGAGAGGGGCGCAGCGGCGGCCGCGGCAGUGAUGUGGACGGCGGAUUUGGGCUAACGGAUCACUGGGAUGCGUGGGGCUUUGCGGUGGGAAGCUGCGUGGGCGGCGCCCAGCCGGAGGGCUGGGGGGCCGCCGGCUGCAGCGGCGGCGGCGGCUGGGACGAGGCGGGCGCAGAGACGGGCGCGGCGGUUGCGGGCGCGGCGGCGGCGGCGGCGGUCCACGGCGUGCGCGGCCUGCGGUCGGCGUUGGGCGGCCGCCUGCGGCAAGGAAGCCGGGAGCGGCGCCGUCCUGGCUCGCCGCAGGGGGCGCUCGGCUGCGGCGGCGGCAAGGCGGGCGGCGGCGGUGGGGCGGAGGGGGAGGAGGUGGUUGAUGAUGACAAGAACGGCAACGGCUGCCACUGGGCCGACGCGUUUGCCGCGGCAGAGGACGCAGCAGCCCGCAGGGCGGGGCUGGGCAGCCGGCCGGGCUCCGCGGUGGCGCUCGCGUUUGCGAGGGAGAGGUGGGCAGACAAUAUGCUGAGGGGCGAGGAUCAGUCCCUGGCGGCCGGUCCGCACAUUGCGCGGCCACGGCCUGCGAGCGGGCAGCGGCAGCAGCCGCCGGCUCGGCUUGAGCAGCAGCAGCAGCAGCAGCAGCAGCAGCAGCAGCAGCAGCAGCAGCAGCAGCAGCAGCAGCAGCAGCAGCAGCAGCAGCAGCAGCAGCAGCGUCGGCAAAACGACACGCGCCCCACGGCACAUCAGCAGCAGCAGAAGCAGCAGCAGCAGCAGCAGCAGCAGCAGCAGCAGCAGCAGCAGCAGCAGCAGCAGCAGCAGCAGCAGAAGCAGCAGAAGCAGCAGCAGCAGCAGCAGCAGCAGCCGGGAGGUCGUGCUCGCAGCUGCAGCCCGCGUGCAUCUCCAGCAGCGCCCUGCGUCUACGAGCGGGCGGGCGCAGAGCGCGGCUGCACUGUGAGGGGCGGCCAAUGGAGCGGAACCUCCCGGGCGGCUGCUACCAGGGGCAUGCGCGCAAUGAGCGCCAGCCGCGUCAUUCCUCCGGCCGGCAGCGGCGCCAGAGGCGACGACGGCGGCGGUGAAUGCGGCUGCCGGGAGGGGCGCGCGCAGGACCUGUCUGUGCUAGGGCACGUGCCGCGCGUGCCGUGCGUGCACCUGCCGCCCAACAUGGCGGCGCUGUCGCGGAAGUGGGCACGCGCUGCGGCGCUGGCCGCGAUGCAGGCGCUGUAG
Monoraphidium neglectum is the source of this 1338-nucleotide messenger RNA. RefSeq lists its product as hypothetical. Gene Ontology annotation, cellular component: spliceosomal complex. The transcript has 3 exons. Gene Ontology annotation, molecular function: RNA binding. Bases 1 to 1338 code for a protein of 445 amino acids. The record is from RefSeq and is a predicted model, not a curated record. Gene Ontology annotation, biological process: regulation of mRNA splicing, via spliceosome. Lineage: Eukaryota; Viridiplantae; Chlorophyta; Chlorophyceae; Sphaeropleales; Selenastraceae.